GCGCUUUGCGUGCGCAGCCGGGCCAAGGGAGGCGGCUGCGCGCGUGUCUCCUUUCAGGGCAGGGAAGAGCCGCUUUCCGGUUCGCUCCUCGUUGCGGGCGAAAGGAGGCUGGAGUCGGAAGGAGGGCCCCGCGGAGCCGGAGCGGCGCUUGCGCCAGCCCGCGAAUAGAAGUCCGCUGGCAGCCAGAUGGGGAGUGCAGCCUAAGGGGCUGCCUUGUUUCUUAGUCGUCUGUUUCCGUGCAGUUUGCCGUGUAGGGAGGAAAAGGCUAGGGGAGAACUGCAGGCGAGCAUUGGCUGCGGUCCUCUGCAUGCUCGCUUGGGAGGUAUGCUAUGACGGGUUGCCGACUUCCUCUUGGUGUUUUUAGAAAUCUAAAUGUCUGCCUUGGACUCUUGGAGAAAUUCCCUUAUAAACUCUGCACACCCUGGAAAAGGUUCUUUUAUUCUGCAAACCAUCAGCCAGUUACAGCAAUUUCCUCCAAAUAUUUAUUCAGUUAUUCUAUAAAGCACCACACCUUUUUGAUACCUUUGCACAAAAGUCUGCCAGGGAUUUAUGCACGACUCAAAAGUGACAAAAGCUCUCCGAAGAAGACUGUGAAACAAACUCUGCCAGAGGAGACAGAGGAAGAGGAUGGAAAUGAAGAGAUUAGCGAUUCAGAAGAUGAGUUUGAAGAUGAUCCCUCUGUAGUGAAGGAUUACAAAGAUCUUGAAAAAGUAGUACAGUCAUUUCGAUUUGAUAUGAUCAUGAAAGCUGGUCUAGAUAUUGCCAGAAACAAAGUGGAAGAUGCAUUCUACAACGGUGAACUCAGGCUUAAUGGAGAAAAACUAUGGAAGAAAAGCAGAUCGGUAAAAGUUGGUGACACACUUGAUUUCAUUAUUGGAGAGGACAAAGAAACAGAAACUGCUGUCGUUAUGAGAGUUGUAUUAAAGAAAGCAUCAGAGAAGACAGACACUGAUAAAUACAGAGUGGUAUUGAGACGCUGGAGAAACUUAAAAGUACCCAAGCAGGAUGUAUUUAAGUGAACUAGCAUUUGCAUGUGGUGCACAUUUCCUUGUGAGCAACCAUAUUUGUUAUACAUUAUAUUAAUUUUGUUUGGUUAAACAAAACUCAUGCAUUCUCCCCCCCUCCCCCCUCCAAUAUGGGUAUGUAAUGGCCUGCUACCUUCCUUACUGUAUACAUAACUUUUAUUCCUGUGAUUGGCAGGUCGCCUCUUUUGUUUGCUACUGAGGAAAGGAAAGCAGUGUUUCUAUAAGAAGACAUAAUAAAUGAAUAAAAGGGAAAGCUAA
Hemicordylus capensis (graceful crag lizard) is the source of this 1283-nucleotide messenger RNA. RefSeq names its product mitochondrial transcription rescue factor 1 (gene MTRES1). The transcript has 4 exons. Bases 330 to 1019 code for a protein of 229 amino acids. The record is from RefSeq and is a predicted model, not a curated record. NCBI's taxonomy places the organism in Eukaryota, Metazoa, Chordata, Lepidosauria, Squamata, Cordylidae.